UGCAAAGCAAUGCUUGAUCAUUUUUUUUUUUUUUAAUCGAUUAACAGUGACUACGCGUAGGUUGGAGCAAUGUAACCGACGCCGUCAAGUUUAUCUCUGAUUUCGCUAUACGGAAGUGGGUACUCCGACCGAUAUGAAACAAUACAAUUGUCUCGUGCCAGUGACAAACGCACGCGGACGAGAGAUGUUAUCGGUUCUUUUUCUUCUUUGGAACAUCAAUUGUGGGAAUAGUUUUAAUGAAUUUCCAUCUUUGAUUACCGCGAACGCCACCAUGGCGGUGGUCGUAGACAGAAGUUUCUUCAGCAGUAAAGAGGAGUACCGAAACAUCGCGGGGGUCAUGUACGACCUGAUCACGGACGCGGUGAAAAAGGAGACGCAAGUAGGUGGUAUCGUUGUACGUGUGUUUCGCGACGGGAAUGUCAAUUUGCGACAAGAUUACACGAUACUUUUGUCCGUGGCGACCUGUUAUUUAACGUGGCGUUUGCACGAAACGGCGCGAAAGGAGGAACUCAUACAUCUCGCAAUAACAGAUCCAGAUUGCCCUAGAAUCCCAGAAAACGACGGAGUGAGCAUUCCCUUCAUCAUGCCCGGAGAGGAACUGUCCCAGAUCUUUCUCGACCUGAGGAUGAUGAACAUUCCGUCCUGGAACGUGAUCAACAUCCUCCACGACGAUACGUUCGAUAGAGACUCGAUCGGCAGAGUGAUGAGGGCCAUAUCGGACAAGCUACCGAACAGACAAUUAAGUUUGGUCUCUAGGGCGAUCUUCACGUUGAGACACAACGACAGAGAGAGAGAGAGGAAAAAUUCAGUGAAAAAGGUGUUGGAUGAUCUUCACGUGGAUCAACUGGGACGAUGUUUCCUGGUGAUCGCCGCGGUUGACAUAGUCGCGGAUGUCAUGGCAGUGGCAAAAUCCUUGAAGAUGGUUCAUCCAAGUAGCCAAUGGUUGUACGUGAUCACCGACACUGCUUCGCAAAACAUGACCAACAUAACAUCCUUCGUCGACUUGUUAGCCGAAGGAGGAAACGUAGCCUUCAUGUACAACGCGACCGAUAACGACGGCUUCUGCGAAGUUAAACUGACGUGUUACGUGAAGAAAUUGGUUCGAGCGUUGUCCAAAGCUCUGGAAUACUCUUUGAUAAACGAAAUGGACAUGUCUAAGAGGGUUGAGAAGGUAGACUUCGAGAUGAUGAGGUUGACGAAGCGCGAGAGGCGACAGGAGAUCCUGACGAACGUUAGAAUACAUCUUUCUCAAAGCAUAUUCGAUUCAGAGGCUGUGUGCGGUAGAUGUCCGUUGUGGAAGUUUGCCUCGUCGUUAACAUGGGGAAAUUUUUUCUCCCAUGAUAAAAACGUGGCUCACCUGUUGGACAUAGGCACAUGGACCCUCGCUUUCGGUGUUAAUCUGACGGACGUGAUUUUUCCGCACGUCGCUCAUGGAUUCAGGGGCAUUAAUCUACCGAUCACUACGUAUCACAACCCACCAUGGCAGGUGAUUUCAACGAGCGAAUCGGGCGAAAGAUCGUACGAAGGAUUAGUUUUCGACGUGAUCAAUCAUCUGAGUAAGAAAUUGAAUUUCACGUUCACCGUGAUCACACCGGAAUUGGGGAACAAUCCAAAACUCUGGAACACCUCGCGAUUUGCCAAACUCGGAGAGAAAAUCAAAGAAAUGACGAUGUCGAACACGAGAAGAGUGCCUAGAGAUGUGAUCAACUUGGUUCGAGAGAAGAGGGUGCUGUUGGCAGCCUGUGCCUACACCGUGAACGAAUACGAAAAGGAUAUGAUCAAUUUCACCGUGCCUAUAUUCGUGCAGACCUACAGUUUCUUAACUUCCAGGCCCAGACAAUUGUCCAGGGCGCUAUUGUUCGCCUCGCCGUUUACUAAAGAGACAUGGGCCUGUUUAGCCGUGUCCAUUAUCAUAAUGGGCCCGAUCUUGUACCUGAUUCACAAGUACAGCCCGUACAGCACCAAGGCCUCGGGUCUGAACUCGUCCUGGCAGUGUGUGUGGUACGUGUACGGGGCGCUUCUUCAACAAGGAGGAAUGUAUCUACCCCAGUCGGACAGUGCACGAAUGUUAAUUGGUGUGUGGUGGUUGAUCGUGAUGGUCGUGGUGGCAACCUAUUCCGGAAGUCUGGUCGCUUUUCUCACAUUCCCGAAAAUGGACGCGUCCAUCUUGACAGUAGAGGAUCUGGUGGCCCGCAAGGACAAGAUAACUUGGGGUUUCCCGAACGACAGCUUUCUUGAAUUAUAUCUUCGAAACACUGACGAGGAGAAGUAUCAGAUUUUACUGUCACACGCGAGUAGACACAACGACACGGAGGAAGAAUCAUUGGUGGAAGGUGUUAAACAGGGAAAACAUGCUCUGAUCGAUUGGAGAAGUUCCCUCAGGUUCUUGAUGAGGAAGGAUUUGCUGCUGACCGGAGGGUGCCACUUUUCUCUGAGCGCUGACGAGUUCCUGGACGAACCGAUCGCGAUGAUCAUCCCCCAGGAUAGCCCAUAUUUACCCGUCAUCGAUGCGGAAUUGCAUCGAAUGCAGGAGUCCGGUCUGAUGAACAAGUGGAUCUCGGAGAGGAUGCCGAUGAAAGACAAAUGCUGGGAAGUGCCAGGUAGUAAUCAGGCGGUGAACAAACGGAAGGUGAACGUUGCUGAUAUGCAAGGGAUAUUCUUCGUGCUCUUCAUGGGUGUCACGUUGUCCUUCUUGUUUCUAUUCCUGGAGCUCUACUGGCACAGACGCAAGAUAUCAAAGGAACGUAAAUUGAUCCGACCGUUCGUCUCUUAAAAUUUUAUUCCUAGGAUACGUAUAGUUAUGCAAAUUGUUUAC
Osmia lignaria (orchard mason bee) is the source of this 2815-nucleotide messenger RNA. The record is from RefSeq and is a predicted model, not a curated record. NCBI's taxonomy places the organism in Eukaryota, Metazoa, Arthropoda, Insecta, Hymenoptera, Megachilidae.